AUCUACUGAUUUGAAAAGCACCCUUCUCCUUCUAUCUUAGAGAAGCAGCAAGCUACCUCACUCUCGAAAACCACUCCCCAUCUCUCUCUUUCUCUCUCUCUCGCCGGCGAGCGAUGCCCCCAGAUCGAAGCCGGAGAAAGCGCCCAAUCCCCGAGAUCUAACCCUAGAGAUCGCCGCCAUGGUCGCCGCCGCUCGAGAUCCCGUUCUCCGGCCCCCUCUCAUCCCGUCCGAGAAGGACAAUGCCGCUCCCUCUCGCCGCCCCAAGAGCAAGGAGAUCCCUUCUCGUUACUCCUCCUCGUCGUCUUCAUCUUCGUCGUCGUCGUCUUCCUCCGGUCGUCGUUUCCCCUCUCCUCUUCUCACGCCUGCGACCCCCGCCCGGCCGGCUACCCCCAAGAGGUCCCACUCUGUCGACCGUGCCCGCCCCUCCACCCCCAAUGCCGGAACCUCCUCCGCCGCCCGGGCCCUCUGCACCACUACUCGCAGCCUCUCCGUCUCCUUCCAGGGCGAAUCGUUUUUCUACCAGACAUCCAAGGCCAAGGCUGCGUCCCCUAGCCCCGCCCGUAAGUCUACCCCCGAGCGCCGCCGGCCCUCUUCCACCGUGGCCACACCGUCGGAGAACUCCAAGCCCUUUGAACACCAUCGGUGGCCCGCCGCGAGGCCUCGGCAAUCGAAUCCGCUGGCGAGAAGCUUAGAUUGCUCGUUGAACCAUAAAGAGCCCGUACUCGCUGCUGUUCGAUUGCUGAAUCAGUUCGAGGACACUACUCGGAGGGCUUCGUUUGAUGGCGGGGAGUUCUCUGCGUCUUCGGAUACUGAUAGUGUUUCGUCGGGGAGUAAUUCGGGUGUUCAGGAAUCACGGCCGAAGGCUUUGCCGCGCGGCAUUAGCGUGCCUGCGAGGUUCUGGCAGGAGACGAACAGCCGGCUUCGCCGGUUGCCCCAACCAGGAACCCCAUUGUCAUCGUCUCCGAUCUCUAGAACUCCGGUUGUGCCGCCUAAUCUUGCUAAUGUGAAGAGAUCAUUGGUGGAUAGUCCGUUGUCAUCUCCCCGCACAGUGUCUUCCCCAUUACGUGGGCCUGCGAGGCCAUCUUCACCUAGCAAGCUUGCAGCUUCUCCUUCAUUGAGGGGGACUGCGAGUCCAUUGAAGACGAGGGGGAGUGUGGUUUCGGGAUCGAAUGUGAUUGUGCAGCAGUCAGGGAAUGCACCUUCCAUUUUAAGCUUUGCAGCAGAGGUCAGGAGGGCAAAGAAGGGGGAGAAUAGGAUUGAAGAAGCUCAUAUGUUGAGGUUGUUUCAUAAUCGGCAGCUUCAAUGGCGAUGGGUGAAUGCGAGGGCCGGUGCUGCACUCUUGCUGCAGAGACUUACUGCAGAGAAAAAUGUAUUUAAUGCGUGGAUAACCAUCUCUGGUUUGCGUGAUUCUCUCACCCUUAAACGGAUCAAGCUUCAUCUGCUGAGACAAAAUGUAAAAUUAAUUUCGAUUCUGAAGGGACAGAUGGCCUAUCUUGAAGAUUGGUCAUUAUUGGACAGAGAGCAUUCUAGUUCCUUGUCAGGAGCUAUUGAGGCAUUAAAAGCUAGCACUCUUCGCCUUCCAAUUGUUGGUGGAGCAAGGGCUGAUAUCCAAGAAGUUAAAGAUGCUGUUGGUUCUGCAGUUGAUAUAAUGCAAUCAAUGGGAUCAUCGAUAUGCUCUCUGUUGUCAAAGGUAGAAGGGACGAGCGCCUUGGUGUCGGAACUUGCUAAAGUGGCUGCACAAGAACAAGCUUUGCUGGAUCAAUCGAAAGACCUCCUAUCGACCAUUGCAGCUAUGCAUGUAAAACAAUGUAGCCUGCAAGGUCAUAUAAUACAAUUAAACUGCAAACCGACCCAGUUACUGCUGUAGAGAAGACUCAUAGCUGCUUUGGUGAUUACUAACCACAUCAACUGUUCUUUUUCUAACCGAAGAUUGCGCACUGGAAGUAAUAAAGCAGGAUGAAUUUUUGGGUUCGAAGUGGCUGUUCCAAUUCUUCGUAUCGAUCACACCUAGACCCCGGGUGAGUGUAUUUUUGUAUGCACAUUAUCACAGAAAUGUCCAUUUACCCUCAAGGUUUUAUGGUAGAUGUACACAGAUUACUUCUAUGCUGAUCAAAGGAAAUCUAAUGUAUAUAUGCAUUACUCUCUUUCUUGCCUUUAUUUAUAUAAUAUUAAUCUUAUGAUAUAUCA
Molecule: messenger RNA, 2187 nt
Organism: Dioscorea cayenensis subsp. rotundata (Guinea yam)
Lineage: Eukaryota; Viridiplantae; Streptophyta; Magnoliopsida; Dioscoreales; Dioscoreaceae
Product: QWRF motif-containing protein 2
Exons: 6
Coding region: 179-1867 (562 amino acids)
Biological process (GO): centrosome cycle; spindle assembly
Cellular component (GO): centrosome; nuclear microtubule; cytoplasm
Molecular function (GO): microtubule binding
Source: RefSeq, a predicted model, not a curated record